Molecule: messenger RNA, 3375 nt
Organism: Tigriopus californicus
Lineage: Eukaryota; Metazoa; Arthropoda; Copepoda; Harpacticoida; Harpacticidae
Exons: 5
Coding region: 376-2955 (859 amino acids)
Biological process (GO): regulation of transcription by RNA polymerase II
Cellular component (GO): chromosome
Molecular function (GO): chromatin insulator sequence binding
Source: RefSeq, a predicted model, not a curated record
CUGAUGGCCUGCCUGUCUUUUGGAGGGGAAAUUUGGGAAAAACGAGUUGCUUGAGCUCGAUCAGACCAAGUUAGACCAAUAAACGCAAUAAACCCACCAACGGACCCAGGAUUGACCCGGAGUCGCCAGGCCCGUCGCCAGGCCCGUCGCCCGUACUCCCACACCCAUCCACAGCCAUGGUAUGAUCGAGACAGCGGUGUUGUGAUUAUUAUUGCUGUUGAGGGUUUGAAUCCCGCCCCAAAUCCCGCCCAGUCUCCGCCCAGCCCGUGAGACCGAGCGUUUGCCGGCCAUUGGUUAUUGGUUGGCUCACCGGGUUGGUUUCGGGGUGCGUUUUGGUGGUGGUGGCCUCAGGAGGUGGGCCCGUGGCUGUUCAUCAUGAAGUUCGACUACAGCGACGUGGCCACAUUCAACCAAGUCUUAUUAGAGCUCUACCGGGAAUUGCCCGAAAAUCUGCGGCUCCAAGGUCCGCAAUUAUCAGCCGUCGAGGUGUUGAUUGAGGUCAUCGAGUAUCUGCGGUUCCUCAAGAAAACCAAUAGCAAGAUCUUGAUCAAAGAUACGCCCAUCACGCUCACCACGGCCACGCCCAGUUUGACCGGCCAGGUUAAUAUCGCUCAGGCUACUCUCCCGAUCGGAGGCAGUGUCACGCCCAAAGCCGGUCCAGUCACGGCCACGGGUGCCGCCGUCACGCCCGCGCCUUUGUCGUCAUUGCAGCGGCUCAUUCAAAAUUCGGCCCAAGAAGGACCGGGCGGGCAACGGAAAUUCGUGCAAAAUGAUUCCAAUAAACCCCAAACGAUAUAUUUGCCACCCGGCGGCAAAUUGGUCCAAGUACCGGGUGUGGGCCAAAUCAUCCAGUUGCCGGAUCAUCCUCCGCCCAAGGGACCCAAUUACAAACCCACGGUGCUGCAACUUCAGCCCGGCGCUAAAGUGGCCAUUGCCAAGGAAAGUUUGCUCAGCAAUCAAACGGGCGGUUCUGUGGGCGGGCUCCAGCCGGUCAAGACUAUUUUGGGCCAACGCCCGAGACCUCUGGCUCCCGCCACGUCCAAAUCUCCGGUGGUACUGACCUCAAGCGGCUUGACCACGGCUGGCCCACGCCCUGCCCUCCCCACCGCCAUCAGUGGGGGUCAAAGUUUGCUUCGCGGUCAGCAGCCGAUUACUAUUAUGGCCAAAGAUCCCUCGGGUGUGACACGCCCCAUUACCAUUAUGGCCAAUCCCGGUUCGACGACUAUGGCUUCAGGCCCAGCGGUGGUCCCUACUCUACCCGUGUCUAAAUCCACACUACCGACCAAAUUGGUUAAUGGCCAACCGCAUGCGGUCUUUUGUCAUCCCGAAUGCACAUGUCCACUCAAUGAUGAAGCCUUGACCAUACCCGCCUCGUCCAUGACGGAAAUGUUCCAACAUUUCGAAAAUGCUAUUGUGCCCAAUGCCCUGUGGUCCAAUUUCACGGCCAUGAAAAGCUACGAAAACCGAAAGUACCUUUACACUUCGCUCAUUCUCAAACUCAAACGAGUCGAUUUGCACCGUCUUCUACGCGCUGUGGCCAUGUCACCCCAACGAGGAAAUGGGGCCGACUGCGGAUGCAUUCCUUUGAAGGUUCUCGACAAGGAUGCCGCCGGCCUUUUUGAGCCCACGCGAGGCUCCUCCUACAGUAUCAUUUUAACCCUGUUUCACCUUUUCCGACGGUACGAUGGCACCGGGCUCGACAGCGAUGCUUGGGUCAUUACGUCCAGAAAAGAAUGUAAAACCCUAACAUCUCCAUUUUACCAAGUCUCGAUGAUGUGUAUCAACCCGUGGCACUUCGAAAGAACCGACAAGUUCUUCUUCAAGCCCCGCGAAACCUUUUCGCACACUUGCCAGAUCCGGCUGAGAAUUUUCACCCACAAGUCCAUCAAGUACGUGUGUCCGAUCUGCCAAGACGUGUUAAGAUCCAUCGUGCCUUUGGUUGACAAUCCCAAACUCCAGAAACGAGCUGAAUCCGAAAACAAUGGGUUCUUGAAGAUUUCCGAAUCUUCGAGUCUCCAAACCAAGAUUAAGGAUGAACCAAUGGAUAUCACGGAUGCAGCAGACGGGGAUCAACUUGAAGACGUCAGACCUAACAUCAAAAUUGAGACGAGUGAAGAUGAUCUUAAUGAUCAGGAGAUGGGCGGUGGUUUGGUAUCUGGCCUGUCUCCCGCCAAUGAUACUCAGAGCCCUAAUCAUGAAGCCGAAGAGGACGAAGUUGAAGAUCCCUUGGAGAAUCAUGACAACAACCAGGAAGAAAACGGCGAUCUCCGAAACGCGAUAGAAUCCUCGAGUGAAGAGCCAGACGGCAAGCAAAAUGCAGUGAUGAACGGUCGAUGUCAGCAUUGCUUAGCUGUUCCAGAAUCAGAUAGCCUUAACCACCAAUGCAUGAUCAGUGACAAGGAAUCGGCCACGUUCACAUGUCAUUACUGUGGUUACUGUGACAAUGAUCUUGAAAACAUUCAAUCUCAUGUGUCGCGUUGCCGAAGCUUUGGAGUAAGUCCACGGGAUGACAUCGGUUUACCCCUUGGGCAUCCCAUAUAUCCUCCCAAGGAUCGAAAACCGGCUCGCCCAAUACAUCGGAGGUGCCCUCAAUGCAAGGCAUGCUUCGUGACCGAGAAUGAGUUAGAAGUGCAUAGGGAAGACGCUUCUUGCCCGUCCUACCAUUGCCCUGAGUGCAAGCAGACAUUUGUCUCGAAGCGACCUCAUUGUUGCUUAGAUUAUCAACUCGAGAGUUCAGACGAACGUGAGAAUAUCAGUGUCGUCUUGUUAAAUCCUCCGUUGAAAGAUAAAACACCUGUGACAUGCCAAACCUGCCAGAAGCUCCUGGCCCAUUCGAAAGUCUACGAGGAUCACACGGCUCAAGAGGCUCAUGAAUGUGAAUUGUGCAGCGAGGAAUUUGAAUCUUUGUGCCAAUUGCUCACACACAGCUGCGACUAUCUCCAAGUGAUGCUAUGAACUCGUCGACAUCAAACCUCAAGUCUCUCUCUCAAACUCACUCUCAGAACAUGCUUUGAAAAGCAAGAGGAAAGAAAGCUCCAUGAUUUGCGUAACCGCAUCUACAGCCUCAAUAAAUAUGACGGUUUAAAUGUGAGUGAGGUGUAUUUCAUUCUUCAGCCAUCCAAGAAACUCCUGACGAAUUCUUGGGAGACUUCCACAGAGUUUAAAGCGUGAUUGAAGAUCGACAACGACCCUAGAUGAGAAUCGAAGGGUAUGUUGUACGCGUUCCGUCCGAUUUCCAGCAUGUUGAUCCCACCAUAAUCCAAGAUCAACGGCAGACCUGGAUUGUGUACCAACGCUUGACUGUUGAACAAUGUUCCAUUGAUGUAAAAACUGAUCUGUUCUGAAAGUUAAAUGAAAGAAAUUAGUUUUUACCAA